GGACGCGUUGGCAGAGGACCUGGCACCCACCCUCUGUGCCGGCAGGCUUUAUGCGGGACGGAGCCGGCCAUGGAGAAGUUGUACUUUGCGGGGAGCGGCGCAUGGACGCUCAACGGCUCGCUGGGGAACGGCAGCCUCCGCCUGGAGAACCAGACCUCCGGGAGGAACAGCACCACGGACCCCCUGAAGAGGAACGAGGAGAUGGCCAAGGUGGAGGUGACGGUCCUCUGCCUCAUCCUCUUCCUCGCCUUGACCGGCAACCUGUGCGUGCUGCUUUCCAUCCACACCACCCGGCAGAAGCACUCCCGCAUGUAUUUCUUCAUGAAGCACUUGAGCAUCGCUGACCUGGUCGUGGCCAUCUUCCAGGUGCUGCCCCAGCUCAUCUGGGACAUCACCUUCAGGUUUUACGGGCCGGAUUUCCUCUGCCGGCUGAUCAAGUACUUGCAGGUAGUGGGGAUGUUUGCUUCCACCUACAUGCUCUUGCUGAUGUCCCUGGACCGGUGCUUGGCCAUCUGUCAGCCGUUGAGGUCUCUGCACAGGAGAGCGGACCGGGUCUCUGUCCUCCUCACCUGGCUGCUGUGCCUGCUGGUCAGCAUCCCUCAGAUCCACAUAUUUUCUCUGAGGGAUGUAGGGAAUGGGGUUUACGACUGUUGGGCAGAUUUCAUCCAGCCCUGGGGACCUAAAGCCUAUGUCACCUGGAUAACCCUCAUGGUCUACAUCAUCCCCGUGUUGAUGCUGAGCAUUUGCUAUGGCUUAAUCAGCUUCAAAAUCUGGCAGAACGUGAAGCUUAAGACGGCUCAUGGGCCCAACGUGGGUCUGAGCUCCAGCUCCCGCAGCGGGAUGGCCUUUGCCAGGGUCAGCAGCACCAGGCUCAUCUCCAAAGCCAAGAUCCGGACAGUCAAAAUGACCUUCAUCAUAGUGUUAGCUUUCAUAGUGUGCUGGACUCCCUUUUUCUUUGUGCAGAUGUGGUCUGUGUGGGACACCAAUGCUCCGCAGGAAGCCUCCCCCUUCAUCAUCGCCAUGCUCCUGGCCAGCCUCAACAGCUGCUGCAACCCCUGGAUCUACAUGCUGUACACGGGGCACCUCUUCCACGACCUGAUGCGGCGCUUCCUCUGCUGCUCCACGCGCUACCUGAAGUCACGGCCGGCGUGUGACCUGAGCGUCAGCAAGAAGAGCAACUCCUCCUCCCACGUCCUCAGCUGCAAGAACACGAGCCAGAGGAGCUUCACGCAGCCGUCCAUGAUUUGAGGCAUCGCUGGCCGGGACAUUGCGCCGCUGCUGUGCUGCCUCCAGCGCUUCCCUGUGAAAAGCUGGGAUUUGGACAAGCAAGGGCGUUUCUAUAUAAAUAGGUGUAUAUAUGUCUGUGUGCGUGUAAGCAUGUACAGCAGUUGUUAUUUAACUGCGGCAGGAGUUGGGGGAGGACUUCUGCGUUCCAAGUUUCAGUGCUGCCUGGGACUGGGCACCAGGGACCUGCUUCUGAGCUCCCAAACCACUGACGUCGGUGGCUUUUAGACACCACCGGGAGGGACAGGUUUUGCCCCGAACGAUCCCGCGCUGCUGGGGCAUGUGUGCUAUGUCCCUGUCGGAUGCAAGGGGC
Molecule: messenger RNA, 1597 nt
Organism: Harpia harpyja (harpy eagle)
Lineage: Eukaryota; Metazoa; Chordata; Aves; Accipitriformes; Accipitridae
Gene: OXTR
Product: oxytocin receptor
Exons: 2
Coding region: 70-1248 (392 amino acids)
Biological process (GO): female pregnancy; regulation of systemic arterial blood pressure by vasopressin; positive regulation of vasoconstriction
Cellular component (GO): membrane
Molecular function (GO): oxytocin receptor activity; peptide binding; vasopressin receptor activity
Source: RefSeq, a predicted model, not a curated record